ACUGCAGAGUGUCGUGGUUGCUGUAGCAGCAGGAUCAACAGUGUUUCUGUGGUCAAAGCCGUCAGAUGUUCAGCUAAAGGAGCACCGUGUCUCGCCUGGCCGUGUCUUGCCUGUCCGCUCCGUGUCCCAGGUCCCUGCUGGCCUCCAUCCUUACACUCCAUCCUCUACCACUCUACUGCUGACCCCGCCCCCUUCAGCGUCUACCACUCUACUGCUGCCCCCUCUCUCUGACCCCGCCCACUUCAGCGUCUACCACUCUACUGCUGCCCCCUCUCUCUGACCCCGCCCACUUCAGCGUCUACCACUCUACUGCUGCCCCCUCUCUCUGACCCCGCCCACUUCAGCGUCUACCACUCUACUGCUGCCCCCUCUCUCUGACCCCACCCCCCACAGAAACACAGCCGGCAGCAUCAUGCUGAGUCAGGAGUUCCUGCAGAAGUUGAGGUUUCCAGACCUGGACCAUGUGAGCGAGUACAUCAGCAGUGUCUCCGCCCCCGUGUUAGUCAGCAUGGGGGCGGUGGCGGCCGCUACAACCUACUACCUGGUCACGCGACCCAAGCCCCUCCCUCCAGUCUGUGACCUCAGCAUGCAGUCCAUGGAGGUUCCUGGUGGAGAGCUGGCACGCCGCUCUGUCCUGAUGAACGGAGACGCCUACCUGACACACUACUACCCCGACGCCACGACCAUGUACGAGUUCUUCCUCAGAGGGGUCAGAGAGUCCAAUAACGGUCCGUGUCUGGGCUCCAGGAAACCCAAACAGCCGUAUGAUUGGCUGUCCUACAGAGAGGUGAAGGAGCGGACAGAGAACCUGGGUUCUGCAUUUCUUCAUAAAGGACACUCCAAAAGCUCUGAGUCCUACAUCGGCAUCUUCUCUCAGAACAGACCUGAGUGGACCAUCACUGAGCUGGCCUGUUAUACCUACUCUCUGGUGUCGGUCCCUCUCUACGAUACGCUGGGAACAGACGCCAUCGCCUACAUCAUCGACAAAGCCUCCAUCUCCACCGUGGUCUGUGACGUGGCGGACAAAGUCAGCCUGGUUCUGGACUGUGUGAAGGACCGGGAUCAUACCGUGAAGACCAUCGUUCUGAUGGAGACCCCUGGAGCAGAUCUGGUCAGCAGGGGGCAGCAGGCUGGGAUCCACAUCAUCAGCAUGGAGGAGAUGGAGGCUCUGGGUAAGGAGAACCAUCGCCCCCCUGUGCCUCCUCGACCCGAGGACAUGGCCGUCAUCUGCUUUACCAGCGGGACAACAGGAAACCCAAAGGGAGCCAUGCUGACUCAUGGGAACAUCGUGUCCAACUGUUCCGCCUUCAUUAAAGUCUCAGAGGUCAGCUGUCCCAUGUCUCCCAGUGACGUCCAUAUUUCCUUCCUUCCCCUGGCUCACAUGUUUGAGAGAGUAGUCCAGGGAGUGAUGAUCGUACACGGAGCCAGCAUCGGCUUCUUCCAGGGAGACAUCCGUCUGCUGUCAGAUGACCUUACCGCGCUCAGGCCCACCGUGUUCCCGGUGGUCCCCCGACUCCUCAACAGGAUGUACGAUAAGAUCCACGGGCAGGCUAACUCCUCUCUGAAGCGCUGGCUGCUGGGCUUUGCUUACAGGAGGAAGGAGGCGGAGCUAAUGAGAGGAAUCGUGAGGAGAGACAGCAUCUGGGACCGGCUCAUCUUUAGAAAAGUCCAGGCCAGUCUGGGCGGACGCGUGCGUCUGAUGUUAACAGGAGCUGCUCCCAUCUCUCCGGCGGUCCUGUCCUUCCUCAGAGCGGCGGUGGGCUGUCAGUUCUAUGAAGGCUAUGGGCAGACGGAGUGUACAGCAGGAUGUAGCAUCACCUUACCUGGAGACUGGACCGCAGGUCACGUCGGCGCUCCUCUGCCCUGUAAUGCCAUCAAACUGGUGGACGUGUCAGAGAUGAACUACCUGGCGUCAAACGGAGAGGGAGAGGUCUGUGUGAAGGGCCCUAACGUGUUCCAGGGUUAUCUCAAAGACCCCGAGAAGACGGAGGAGGCCAUCGAUGCUGAUGGAUGGCUUCAUACUGGAGACAUUGGGAAGUGGCUCCCUAACGGCACUCUGAAGAUCGUGGACAGGAAGAAGCACAUCUUUAAGCUGGCCCAGGGAGAGUACAUCGCCCCAGAGAAGAUCGAGAACAUCUACUCGAGGAGCGACGCUGUGGCUCAGGUCUUUGUUCAUGGAGACAGUCUGCAGGCUUGUCUGGUAGCUGUGGUGGUUCCUGACCCCGACUUCUUCUCUGGCUGGACCAAGAGGACCCUGGGACUGGAGGGCAGCUACCAGGACCUCUGUAACAAGGCGGAAGUGAAGAAAGCCAUUUUGGAGGACAUGGUCCGACUGGGCAAGGAGGGCGGCCUCAAGUCCUUUGAGCAGGUGAAGGCCAUCUGCAUCCACGAUGAGAUGUUCUCCAUCGAGAAUGGUCUCCUCACUCCCACACUGAAGGCCAAGAGGAACGAACUCCGACAGUUCUUCAAAGCCCAGAUAGAGGAGCUGUACCAAGGAAUCGACAUGUAG
Cheilinus undulatus (humphead wrasse) is the source of this 2509-nucleotide messenger RNA. Its product is annotated as long-chain-fatty-acid--CoA ligase 1-like. The transcript is spliced from 21 exons. NCBI's taxonomy places the organism in Eukaryota, Metazoa, Chordata, Actinopteri, Labriformes, Labridae. The coding region runs from base 413 to 2509 and encodes 698 amino acids. Gene Ontology annotation, cellular component: membrane; endoplasmic reticulum. Gene Ontology annotation, molecular function: arachidonate-CoA ligase activity. Gene Ontology annotation, biological process: long-chain fatty acid metabolic process; long-chain fatty-acyl-CoA biosynthetic process; very long-chain fatty acid metabolic process. The record is from RefSeq and is a predicted model, not a curated record.